GCGAGUGUUGGCCAAAUAAGCAAUAACAAAUUAUGAUGAGUAAAAUUCGGGUAUAAAAGCAACAGGUUUCGAAGUAGAAAGACAUCAGUUCUUAGAAACAGCUCUUCUUCGUAACAAGUCAAAACACCCAACACCAAACAAAAUCAAUAUGUCGAAAUUCUUCGCUAUCUGCUUGUUCGCCCUCAUCGCCGUUGUUGCCGCUAAGCCAGCUGUCAUUGCUCCAUUGGCCUAUUCAGCAUACUCAGCACCAUUAGUGGCAUCACCCUACACCGCUGCUUACACUUCACCAUACGCUGCUGCCUAUUCAGCUCCCUAUGCCGCAUACUCAGCCUACUCAGCCUACCCAUACGCUUCAGCCUACUCAGCAUACCCAUAUGCUGCCUCUUACUUCCGUUAAGUGCGGUCCAUAGGAUAAAAUAUUCGUUGACUGUGUAUAACGCUGCGACCUGACCUAAAUGCAACUUUAAUUACAUACUCUCUGUACUGCUGUCUUCUUCGACCACCUAUAUGGAUGAGGAUUAAUUUAAUUUCGAUUCGUUGAAAUGGGUUAUCCUCAUUGUUUUUAUUUUUCGUUUUUAACUUUUUGUUUUUUAUUUUCAUUUGAUUUUACAUCACUCAAUAAAAUGAUAAAAUGUUUUCGAACUUGAAAAAA
Messenger RNA from Eupeodes corollae, 652 nucleotides. Its product is annotated as cuticle protein 4.9-like. The record is from RefSeq and is a predicted model, not a curated record. Lineage: Eukaryota; Metazoa; Arthropoda; Insecta; Diptera; Syrphidae. The transcript is spliced from 2 exons. The coding region runs from base 149 to 397 and encodes 82 amino acids.